GAGAAAGGCAAGAAAACCAGUUGGCAAGCAGAUGGAUGCGCCCAGAAAGAAAUUAAAAAACACGACUGCUUUCCCAUUGCAUUGACUGCUGGAGUGAGAUUCUCAUUUUAAUUAAAAAAGCAAAACAAAUCCCUUGCUUUUUGUUAUUUGUUCAAAUGCUAUUUGUCUGAUCUGCCGUUGGAAUCCCUCUUUAAAAACAAAUCGUUCGCACAUUUCUUGCUCCCCUUUUCCUUAUUUUCCAUUGCUGUAUUCCCCAAACCUUCUCAAUAAUCUCUUCCAUGUCUUAGAACCCUUCUACCAGAUCUAAAGAAAUCCCAGAGCUAGGGCUUGGAGAGAAGAAAUGGACUGUGGAUUUUGAUCAAAACAAGCGGGGUAAGAUCUGUUCUUUUCCGAACGUAAUGGCCACGGAGAAGCUCGGCUCUAAAGGCCAGGCAUGGUUCUGUACCACAGGACUACCAAGCGACAUUGUAAUCGAAGUAGAUGAAAUGACAUUUCAUCUCCAUAAGUUUCCAUUGAUGGCGAAGAGUCAGAAGCUCCAUGAGCUUAUGACAGAGCAAGAAUCGAAUCCUGAGAGAAAGAAAAUCUCAGCUGAAGGAAUUGAAGAAGAAGGAGAAGAAGAAAUCUGCUGCAUUUCUUUAUCGGAAUUCCCCGGCGGCUCUGAAGCCUUUGAGGCCGCAGCGAAGUUCUGCUACGGCGUCAAGAUCGAACUGACUCCGUCGAACGUAGCUCCGCUCCGAUGCGCCGGUGAAUACCUCGAGAUGACGGAGGAAUUCUCCGAGGACAAUCUCAUCUCAAAGACGGAGCGGUUCCUCACGCAAUCAGUUUUCCGGAACCUCAGAGAUUGCAUCGAGACAUUGAAAUCCUGCGACAAUCUGAUGCCGCUGGCUGAAGCACUGAGCAUCCCACAGCGGUGCAUCGAGUCGAUUGCAACAAGGGCCUCUUCGUCCGAUCUGCCGUCGUCGGCGCUGUUCGGCUGGCCGGUGAACGAUGAGGCCAGGGGCGACCAGAAACUCACGAGCCAGAUCCUGUGGAAUGGGAUAGACACUGGAAUCCGACCUAAGAACCUGGUCCGUUCGUCUGCAAGCGAUUCCUGGUUCGAAGAUCUGACGGGCCUGAGCUUGCCGCUCUACAAGCAGCUGAUUUCAGCGAUGAAAGCUCGAGAUCUUAGCUCGGAUGUCAUCGAAGGAGCUUUGGUUUCUUACGCGAAGAGAUUGAUUCCCGGUCUCUCGAGGUCGAGUAGGAAGCAGUCAUCUGGCUCCAUGGCGUCGGAAUUCGAACAGAGAGAGCUCUUGGAGACUGUAAUUAUGAAUCUGCCAUUGAAGAGGAGAACAGCGACGGGGAGCGCGGCACCGACGACUACGAGAUUUCUGUUUGGACUGUUGAGGACUGCGAAUAUACUGAGAGCUUCGGAGGAUUGCCGGGCCACGUUGGAGAGGAGAAUUGGGCAGCAGCUGGAGCAGGCGACGUUGGACGAUCUCCUUCUGCCGAGCUAUUCGUACCUGAUUGAGACACUCUACGAUGUCGAUUGCGUGGAGAGGAUCUUGAUGCAUUUUCUUGAAGGUUUGGAUGAAAGAUCAACGGUCGGGAUCAGCAAUCGGCACGGCGACCAUGAAGAGAGCGGCAGAUCACCGCCACCGAUAAAUCCAGUGAUGUUGGUGGGCAAGCUGAUCGACGGCUACCUGUCGGAGAUCGCUUCCGAUGCGAAUCUGAAGCCGGAGAAGUUCUACGAUCUUGCGUUCGCGCUUCCUGAUCAUGCGAGGCUCUUCGACGAUGGGCUCUAUCGGGCCAUUGACGUUUAUCUCAAGGCACAUCCGUGGAUUUCGCAGGAAGACAGGGAGAAGCUCUGCGGGGUGAUGGACUGCCAGAAGCUCACGUUAGAGGCGUGCACUCAUGCAGCCCAGAACGAGCGCCUGCCCCUGCGCGCUGUGGUGCAGGUCCUCUUCUUCGAGCAGCUUCAGCUCCGUCACGCCAUCGCCGGCUCCAUCCUCGCCACCGAUGCCGCAGGGCCGCCGCUGCCCCUCGACUCGGCUCGUUCGUCCGGCGUGGGGGCCGGCGCUGUGGCGCUGCCGGGAGACGGCGGGGAUACAUGGCAGGCGGCGAUUCGGGAGAACCAGGUCCUGCGGCUGGACAUGGACAGCAUGCGGUCGCGCGUGCAGGAGCUGGAGCGCGAGUGCACAACGAUGAGGAAGGCGAUAGAGAAGAUAGACAAGGGAGUUGUGGGCGGAGGAAAUGCCGGAGGGUGGAGCUCGUUCACGAAGAAAUUCGGGUGUAAGUUCAAGACCCAGGUCUGUGAUUCGCAUGAAAGAGCAGUUGUGGAAGCUAGAAAAGUAAGACAGCAGCAGCUGCAGGAACGGCAGCAAAGCUUGUAGCUCUAUCUUUCAUCUCUGCUCUGGUCUUCUUUUUUUUUCCUUGUCUCUUCUUUCUUUGAGGUGAGUGGUUUUGAUUCAUCUAGGAGGUUUGAAUUGGUUCUUGUGUUGCUUGUUUGAUGAUUUUUGUAUAGGAUUGGGAAGGUUAGUAGAAAUGAACGUAAUUCAAUACGUGCUAACGCGGAACGUGUGUACU
This is a messenger RNA of Magnolia sinica, 2562 nucleotides long. RefSeq names its product BTB/POZ domain-containing protein At5g66560. The record is from RefSeq and is a predicted model, not a curated record. NCBI's taxonomy places the organism in Eukaryota, Viridiplantae, Streptophyta, Magnoliopsida, Magnoliales, Magnoliaceae. The coding region runs from base 399 to 2369 and encodes 656 amino acids. Gene Ontology annotation, molecular function: protein binding. The transcript has 4 exons.